This is a messenger RNA of Boeremia exigua, 4408 nucleotides long. RefSeq names its product Rik1-associated factor 1. The record is from RefSeq and is a predicted model, not a curated record. Gene Ontology annotation, biological process: TOR signaling; regulation of actin cytoskeleton organization. Gene Ontology annotation, molecular function: protein binding. NCBI's taxonomy places the organism in Eukaryota, Fungi, Ascomycota, Dothideomycetes, Pleosporales, Didymellaceae. Bases 57 to 4307 code for a protein of 1416 amino acids. The transcript is spliced from 3 exons. Gene Ontology annotation, cellular component: TORC1 complex; TORC2 complex.
GUUCGGUCCGACGCGACAACUCGUCAUUGCGUAGACGCGACGCUCGUCUGCCUCUGAUGGCUCUGAGCAACAAGAGCAGGGUCUCAGAAGUCGUGGAUCUGACCUACUCCGAAUCUGACAGCGAUGAUGGUAGCGUUGGCCCCUCACAUAUUGCCGCCAUGACCGCAGCGGCUGCAGCGCGAAUUCCACCCACUGCAAGCUCGAGUAGACCAUCGGCGGUCCCGGCCUCUGGGCGCAUCGCUCCUACCUCGAAUGGCCACGCCAACACACAACACACGAAGCAAAGAACCUACGAUCGGUUAAAAGAAGUGGAGCACGACCUAAAGAGGAGGAAGCUAUCAGCAGCUACCCCACAACGUGGUGAGGGUCCAAGAACGCAGCUAUUGGCGCACGGCACCAAGAAACAAGAUGUCAGGCGUGGUGCGAGCACUGCUACACCAGCAAGGAGUACUCCAAAGACAUUUCACAACUCAAAUCUGGGUGUGAAACUCAGUACAAUGAAAGGGGUACCGUCAGUACAUUACAUGAACUCAGCGCUGAAGCCCUUGGGUACUUUUGCCUAUGACCACAUUCCUGCGCCAGCUGCUCGCCCAUUCCUUAUGAGCAAUACACCACAAAACGACACAGUUACAGGCGUUCCUAGUCCCAGUCCGAGUUCUCGCGCAAUGCCACGUAAGAGCGUCAUACCCAUAUUCGUCGAUUCAGAUACAGAGGAUGACAUGAUCGAGCAUGUUCAGCAGCCGUUACCUUGUGUGAAAGAGUCUACAGCUGCGGUACCAGUGCGUCAGUUACCACUAUCGUUUCGACCGCCAAGAGUUGCAGGUUCUGAUGAUGAAAGUGGUGGAGACAGUGUGAUCUCCGAUAUUCCACAACGACGGCCAGUAUCCCAGCAAGUAUCGACACGCGAAACAUCGAUACAACCAACAUCAUCACGACCGACUCCGACACCAGCUCCAGACCUGGACCACCGUCCGCCGCAGGUGGCCAGUGCUACUGAGAGAUUCGAUCAUCUGCUCAUCUUCCUGAAAGAGGUGAAAAAACUGAAAUGGACAGAUAUCACAAAAGAAUUCACGAAGGAUAUUCCGGGGCGGACGUACAGCCAACUACAGUCACGUUACUCGACAACAAUUAACAAGCGUGACCGUACGCAAGACCCACCAACACUGAGCCUCCCACCUAGAUUCGCAGCAGAAGCUACGAUUAACUGGAAAUCUGUGCAUGCAAAUACCGAAGGGCCUAGAGUACGCAACGAGGUUACUAACUUAAGCGCAAGCAGAGGGCCACGCGAUAUUACUGCGGAUAGGGCACGUCCUGUACAGCAGAUCAGGGAUGACGACUCUGGAACUGAUUCGGGGCGCCAAAGACAGAGGACGCGCCGUGCUCCUCCUGUGAACUACAAAUUACCAAAGUUAAAACCCGUAGGAAACGGAUUUGAAGAAGACGUCAAAGAGAAUGUCAGUCGGAGCCACAGUCCAAGCAUGGCAGCAUCCACGCGCUCAGCGUCGCCAACCGACAGGACUGUUGUAACACCGGGCGCAGGGCUUGCAACCUUUUUCAGGCCUUUAAGAGUGGACAUCCACGAGAACGCAAGACUUGGUUUGAGCGUGCAGAAAGGUUUACGAAAUGGCCGGCCAAAGAGUAUGCCGUACUUGUCUUCGGCCCAACGUUCUGCAAUGCGCAAUGAUUCCCAAGAGCAUAUAUGGGUCCAGCAAAGCACACAGGACUGGCAAGGCACUGUUUUGCACGUGGACUUCAGUUCAGCUGAGCUAGAAAUAGUAGAAAAGAUCGUUGCGGAUCUGAUCAGACCGUCGGGACGUCAGAUUCGACAUAAUACGUACCAGAGGCAUCUACGGGCAGCUCUCAGGAAUGCUUCGUCACCAAAGCUGCAAAUGCUAGCUUAUGAGAUAGGGCGACACCUUCGAGCUCGUGAUUCUCAGAGUAUAGCUGCUUUCCUUGAAGAUGCUGCUACAGGCAUGGUGUCGGAUAAACCGCGUGUACAGCGCCUCGCGCUCAUCAGGAAGAGCACGAGGCUGAGCAGUAUCCAGGAUAACCCUUCGGUAUCGUCCAUUGUUCGUAGCCGUGAGCUUGGUCUACGAGCAAAAAGAGGCUGGCAAACCGCGUCGACACCUUUGACGUAUCGAUUGAAGAACCAGCUAAUAGAUACCAUGGGACCCGAAUCCACCUGGACUGGAGCAUCGAGCGACAUCCACACUGUUGCCUGGUCUCCUAAUGGGCAAUAUUUCGCGGCAGGCGCCGUUGCGGUUACCGAUUCAGACUCUAUGCAGUACAAUCGACCGAACGUGCUUAUGUACGGUGAUACUGUGAAUGGUCACAUCCACGAGCUUGGAGAACAUUGUGAAGCGCGCCCCAGGACAGAAGCUGGUGCUAAUUCAACACAUGCUAUGUAUGUGUCGCAAGAUCCCAAGCUCUAUACGACCGUCAGUUCUGUGGCCUUCUCGCCAUCCGGAGACUUAAUGUACUCUGCUGGCUACGACAAGACUGUCUGCAUUUGGAGCGUGACAGGUGGCUCUAGACAGCCACAAAUGGCGCGCCAGCUACAGCACUGUGCACCUGUAGACGUUCUUGCAGUAAAUCCACGCUUCGACGGGAUUUUUGCCACUGCGACGAGAGGAACGGUCGAAAACUCGAUCAAGCUUGUCUUCUUUGACGAGGACACUGUCCAUGAAGAAAGUUGGGAACAUGAUGUCACAGAUUUUGCCUCUGCGAAGGCUUUGAGCCGUCCCGAUCUCAACAUGUCUGCGACCGCUCUCAAGUUUGAUCCAACUGGUACACUUCUGCUUGCAGGAUUUGGUGCCAACAUGCGCGAAGACAAUCAUAUGCACACGUCAGGUGACAUCUGUCUAUGGGAUGUGAACACUCAGGCGGCUCUAGUAGUCCAUGGCUCCAGCCGCAACGUCUUCGACGUGACCUUCAAUCCAACGCCGAGAUAUCAAGGACUCUUUGCUGUGGGAUGUGUUGCAAAUGGUCAUGUCAACAGAGGGACUCGCUCAGUGGUGCGCUUCUACUCUAGAUCUGUGCAGGUUUCGAAGGACGACGUCAAGUUUACAUGUCCGUUGGAGCUCGAGUGUAAGGCAUUUGACAUGAACGACAUUGUUUGGUGUCCCCACGACGAGAAACUAUUUGCAGCAGGGUGCACUGAUGGCCGUUCCUACGUCUGGGAUCUCCGCAGGCCAGACCAAGUACUCUACACCCUGAGUCAUGGGAGCUCGCUGAUGCCCUUGCAAGACGGCGUGCCUCACGAGCGAACAGAUACUGGAGUUCGCUUCCUCUCGUGGGGCCAGAACGCAAGGAGACUAUACUCAGGCUCAUCAGAUGGCGUCGUCAAGGUCUGGGACGUUGCUCAAUCCCAAGAAGAUGUCUUUGUGAAAGAUUUGAUCACGGUCAAAUCCGGGAUUAUGUCCGGCGCUUUCACUGAAGACUACAGUAAAUUGAUAAUUGGUGAAGUCAAUGGUACUGCGAAUCUACUCGAAGUCGGUAGAGAUGACAUCGCGCUGAAAGAUGCCGACAAGUUUACAUACCAGCCUUAUCUGGGCAGAGACGACGAGGAAGUUGCUACUGAUAAAAGCACUUAUACCUUACCUUCCAACACUGCUGCCGCAGAAGCACGCACCUGGCUCGACACGAAUCAACUACGACUGGCGCCGCUAAGCGGCCUUCCUAGACAACAAGUCAUUCAAGGAUUCAACUAUCAAGGACCAUUCGAUAGAGCCGAAGAUGCCCAGCUUCUCCGCAACCAAGCCGAUGUCUUCCAGCGCAGCAUGGCAAUGCCCCACGAUCCACAGUGUACUGUUCAAUCCUGCAAAGCCAGCCUUAACACCACUACCUUCGAAGAAACCGGUGACUCCGGGCGCAGCAACGACCGCAUUCCCGACGAACUCCGGCAACAAUGGCUGAACGAAGCCCCGCGCUCCAUACUCGGCAGAACGCACUGCACCCUUUGCUCCCGUCCCGCCAUCCCCUCACCAGAUGCAGGAGACAUCGCCCUCUGCGAGCGCUGCUCAUUCACCUGUUUCCGCUGUCAUGCCGCGAGCCCCCUCACCGCAUCCACAACGCUCAAAUGCGACGCCUGCGGCGGCGUCUGGGACAAAGGCGCCCUAGGAUAUGAGUGCAUACAGCAACCCCAGCGUCCCCUCGCGCUCGACGUGCCCCCGCUGAAACGGUUUGGCAAGGACGCGUACCUGGAUAGGCUGGAGGAUGUGGAUGCUGCGUUUGGCGACGAGGUGAAUGCACUCUCGGAUUACUAUUUUGGACUUGCGAUUGUCAGGGCUGUGAGCCCGCCACUGUAGCUACGCGGAGGCAGAGUUGUAACUGUAGGAUGCAAUAGCACGCGUUGGCGAACAGACAGCAGCAGACAGCAGCAGACAGCAGCAGACAGCAGCAGACAGCA